CUCAGGCAGCGCAUUGCGCUGAUCUGGAUGCUGCAGUUGCUUUGCAAUCGAAUCGAAGCACUCACUGUGGAUAAUCAACUGGUCUCGGCACGUAAUGACUGCUUUGAGCGAAUCGCUUUGGAGGCAAUGCUGCCAUUUGAGAAGACCUUCCGCACCGAAGACACCAACUCGCUGAAGAUGUGCAAGGAGAAGUGCCUGCAGGCGGGCGAGAAAUGUCAAGCCAUCUCAUUUGGUGUGCAUCGACGCGGAAACGGCACAUGUCAGUUGUCAUCGGAGCAGUAUGGCAAUGCUGGCGGCGCGAGCGGGCGGCCGGGUGGGGUCAUUUUCGAUCCCGACUUUGAUUUGUAUGCGCGCAAAACGAACUGUUUCGAUUUGAGCGACAAUUCGAUUGGGGCACCAUCGAGUCCCAUCAGUACGGGCGUAACGCCCGUGAAUCUGCCCAAUCGACCGCUGGAUGUGGGCAACACACCAGUGCUCGUUGUCGAUCCCACGCCGCACACCGACCAUCCCGAUCAUCACCUGCCACCUUCACCACUACCACCACCGGGUCCGUCUUUGCCCCCACCUGGCGUUGGAGAUCGUUUGUACUUCUCGCAUGAGAUUUAUCCACUUUACAAAUAUCCAACGCUCUACGAGCACAACUAUCCGGCGCCCAAUGAGGAGGUCUACAUACCCGGCGGCUAUGCCGCCAAUGUGCCAGAGGUGGAUGAGCGUUAUAGGCCCUCCUAUGGCCAUUCGUUGGAUAAUGAUGGCGUGCGUCCAACGCCACACAGCCCUCCACGUCCCAUUUUUGGCCUGGGCUAUGGCAAUGGCUAUAGCUAUGGUACUCCGGAGCGCUAUGCGCCCACCACUCUACGGCCCGGUGCCAGUGAUCGUCCCAGCUAUGCGCCCCGCCCGGAAUACAGCAGCGACCGACCCGACUAUCCGCGUCCUUCCCCAGCGCGUCCCUAUGACAGCUCCACACCGACCGGACAUGGACCGCGACCUACGUCCACUUACGAUGGGCAUCGCGAGCCACGUCCGGACUAUACCAAUCGACCUGAUCCGCCGCAACAUGCAGCACAUGAUGGCAGCUAUGAACCCGGGCCAGGCUCUUCGGCACGUCCGCCCGUCUACGACAGGCCAUCGCCACCUCCUAGGGAUGACUAUGUGCGUCGCAAUGGUAGCGUCAUGCGACCCAAUGGUUACAGUGGCUACGAUGAUGACAAGACCAUAUCCACGUACUUCAAUCCCGGUGAUUAUAUGCACGGCAAUAAAAAGCCCCCAAUGCAAAUGCCUGGUGACAGAGAUCACGAUCGUUAUCCCAUGGAUGAGAUGAAUGCCUGCUUCCGUCGUGUGUUGGCCGGGAAGCGAGUCGCUCAGCAUUGGGUGCGUCGCUCCAUAUCCUGCGAACGGGUGGAGGAUUGCAUGCGGGAGUGCGGCCAUGAGAAGCGAUUCAUGUGCGAAGGCUUCAACUAUCGGUUGGAUCCGUCGGGACAUGGCCAGGGCGACUGUGAGCUGAUCGAGAUGCCGCUGUCCCAAAUGGAAAUCUAUUCGAGUGCGAAUCGACGCGACUCGAAUCUUCUGAGGCAUCCCGAUUAUGAUUACUAUGAGCGGGAUCGUAAUGCGCCCAGCAGCUGUCGUCGCAAUGCCUGCCAGGACUGCUCCAAGGGUCCACUGAGCAGUAAUCCGAUUUACUUUAAGCCCGGUAGCAGUGGGCCUGGACCCAGCGGCGGCUCCUAUGGCGGAGAUCGAGACCGUGAUCGCGAUCGUGAUCGUGAUCGUGAUCAUUAUAGACCCCCGCCACCGUCGCCACACAGCAGCACCGCUGUAGAUCAUUAUCGAGGUCCGUCGGGCCCCCCAAGUAGCAGCUCCUACGAACAUCGACCUUAUUCACCGGACCAUCAUAGCUCCCAUUCCUCCAGCUCCUCAUCCUCAUAUGAAUUCUCCUCGCAUAGCUCGGGCUCUGGUUACUAUGGUCACACGCCACCCAGCAGCUUUGGCGAUCAGUCACGACCCGACUAUAUAGAUCGACAUGAUUAUGGCCGACCUGAGCCACCAUCCCGCUACAGACCCGAUCGCUGGGAAACUUUCCCCAGCAGCUCGGGCUACGAUAGCUCUGUCUACCGUCCACCACGACCCGAAACAGAUCGCAUUGACAAGUACAGACCCUCCUAUCGUCCGGGGCAUGAUUACUCGCCCUAUCGCCCACAUGAGCCGAGUAGGCCAGCGCCGCCAGCCACGGGUCCGUCGCACAACUACCUUGAUAGAGAUGGACCCAAUUCGGGCAGCGUUGCCUACUCGAAGCCCAACAAGUUUGUGCCCUAUUUAAUAGGGACCGAAGACAACUAUGGCAGCUAUGGGGGCAGUUAUGGCGGCAGCAGCAACAAGCACAGCUCCUCGCAAUACGGACUGAGUGAGUCGCAUCAUCGAAAGGAUCAGCAUGGCUUCAACUACUUUGAGUUGGGCACCAGCCAUCGGGAGCCACCACGUGAAUCGAAUGCAGUGCUGCGCUAUCCCGGCUCCAGUUACGACAAUGAAUAUCCGCGUCUGCGCAACGACUACAGACAGAAGUGGACCAGACGACCAGGACCAGAUGAAUGCUCUGCCAAGACUAGCGAAGGCUUCCGACUCCACAAGACGGCCGUGAAGCAUGCCUUCAAUGUGCCCACACUCACGGAAUGCGAGCGUCUCUGCUCGGAUCAGCGUCCCAGUUUCAUUUGCCACACAUAUAGCUAUCGCUAUAAUCAGGCGGGCCGCGACAAUUGCAUGCUCUGCGACAGGCCCGUCAAUAUGCUCGAUUACUAUGUGGACAUUGAGCCGGAUCGGGACUACGACAUCUACUCCAUGGCCGAUGAUAUGGAUGUGUGCAGACAGCCAUCAUCACAACCCCCGCGACGUAGUGAUAAUCCCAGCACAGCACUCUCCGAUCCGCGCAAUGCACAGUGCUUCUUCCGCGCCAUUGAUGCCACACGCUUCUUCAAGUCCAUCGUGAGGGACUCGCUGACUGUGCGCACUGUGGGUGAGUGCGAGAUGGAGUGCAUCCGUUCCACGAAGUUCACCUGUCGCGCCUUUGCCUUUCGAUAUGGCCAGCAGCGGCAUGCGGGCGUCAUCGACAACUGCCAGCUGAGCGAUUGGCCCGUCCGGGAUAUGGACAAGGAGCGCCAUCUCAUUUUGGAUGCCGCCUUCGACAUAUUCGAGCGCGCCAGCUAUGGCCAUGGUUGCGAAAUACAGCCUAUUAUGGAUGAGAAACACAAGAAACUGUGUUAUUUGGGAUAUGGAUCGCCGGCUCGACUACUGCCACCUGCUAUCAAAAAGGUCAUGAAGGUGUCCUCAGAAAUGGCCUGCAAGAAGGAGUGCAUACACUUCAGGGAGACGACCCAAUUCAAGUGCUAUGCCUUCAGCUUUGGCUCCCAUGGCAACUGCGAAAUGUCGGAUCUGGAUCAGACGGAGCUGAAGCUGGAUGUGCACUAUACGCACACCAAGGAGCGCGAUUAUUGGCUGUUCGCGUGGAAUCCCUUCGAUUGGACCUGUCGCGACAAGGUUAACACAAUUGGGGGAUCGCGUGUGAAUAAUGAUCGUCGCAUGGACAUAUUCCGGGAACCUGGCGACCUUGCCUGGCGUCAUUAUACCGUGUCCGGCAAACCCUGUCGUCGCAGCAGUCCUUGCGAAAAGAAUCUCGUAACGGGAUUCUAUUCCUGCGAAACGGAUGGCACAGAAAUCGGCUCCUGGGAUUACUGCUGCAAAACGGAUCAUCCCUGUGGCUACAGUCGCGGCUUCGAUUAUCCCUGGUGCUUUGUGGGCGACGAGGCAGAUCAGUGGCGCAAGUGCAGCGAUCGUUAUUAUCCCGGCGGCAAGAACGGCACAAAACCGACGCACUCCAGCCUAGGCCUGCCCAGCAGCAUCAGCAGCAGCAAGCAGAAGCCAAAGCAUCAGCCAAAUCAGCCAGCGACGGCGGCGAGCAGUGAAUACAACCAGCAUCCGCCGCGACCCGGUGGAUUGCAGAGUCUUAGCGAUUUCGCUGCGGCACGUCUCUGGCCGGUCACAUAUCUGUACAGCGAGGGGCCGCCAAAUGCGACCGAGUUUAGCAAUUUCGUUGAUUGCAAUAAGGAGACAUGCUAGCCGCCACAGUAACAGCAACAGUAGCAGCAACACACGACAGCAGAAAGCGUUUUAAGUAGUGCUUAGUUCCCCAAUUAGCAGAUUUCCCAAUAACACUUGCCACCUGCCCCCCGCUCUUGCCACCAGCACUUUUUCUAGCUCUAAGUGCAACUGCACGCGGUAACAAUGACGAAACGAAAAAUGUUCUCACCGUUUGCAAAAUGUGUCGUUGUGAUUUUUUAAUGAGAUUGGAUACAAUUUUCCGUCAUAAUCAAGUAUACAAAAAAAAAAAAACAAUUAACUUAUUAAUUUAAAUAAUAUAUCCAAGCUUUUUAAUGUUAAUCACCCAUUCGUGCUGACGAUAAAAUUUAUGUAUUUAAGCUAAAUCUGUAAACUGUGUACGCAAUAUAAUAAUGAUAAUAAUAAACUACUUAACUGCAAAGCGGUUAAAGUUGAUGGUAAUCUAAUUAUUGCUUUCGCUGUCACUGGACCUAUUUAAAGAGCGAUCAUUGUAAAUGCUGAUUAGUGUGGGAGAUAACUUAGUUUCC
Messenger RNA from Drosophila grimshawi, 4628 nucleotides. RefSeq lists its product as uncharacterized. Lineage: Eukaryota; Metazoa; Arthropoda; Insecta; Diptera; Drosophilidae. The transcript is spliced from 11 exons. The record is from RefSeq and is a predicted model, not a curated record. Bases 28 to 4101 code for a protein of 1357 amino acids.